UCCCCGUGCGCCCCGGACGCGAGCGACGGCGAGGUCUGGCACCAUGCCCGGUCCCUCCGAACUCUAGGCCACAGCCCCGGCCUGCAGAGCAGCCCCUGUUCACUUCAGGGCCCGCCCCCUCCCCACCGCCCACUGCCCCACCAUGGCUGGGGACCGGCUCCCUCGGAAGGUGAUGGACGCCAAGAAGCUGGCCAGCCUCCUGCGGGGCGGACCCGGGGGGCCCCUGGUCAUCGACAGCCGCUCUUUUGUGGAGUACAACAGCUGGCACGUGCUCAGCUCCGUGAACAUCUGUUGCUCCAAGCUGGUGAAGCGACGGCUGCAGCAGGGCAAGGUGACCAUCGCCGAACUCAUCCAGCCAGCCGUGCGCGGCCAGGUGGAGGCCACGGAGCCACAGGACGUGGUAGUCUAUGACCAGAGCACACGGGAUGCCAGCGUGCUGGCUGCUGACAGCUUCCUCUCCAUCCUGCUCAGCAAGCUGGACGGCUGCUUCGACAGCGUGGCCAUCCUUACGGGGGGCUUUGCCACCUUCUCCUCUUGCUUCCCUGGCCUCUGUGAGGGCAAGCCUGCUGCCCUGUUGCCCAUGAGCCUCUCCCAGCCCUGCCUGCCUGUGCCCAGUGUGGGCCUGACCCGCAUCCUGCCUCACCUCUACCUGGGCUCUCAGAAAGAUGUCCUGAACAAGGAUCUGAUGACCCAGAACGGAAUAAGCUAUGUCCUCAAUGCCAGCAGCUCCUGCCCCAAGCCGGACUUCAUCUGUGAGAGUCGCUUCAUGCGCAUUCCCAUCAACGACAACUACUGCGAAAAGCUGCUGCCCUGGCUGGACAAGUCCAUCGAGUUCAUCGAUAAAGCUAAGCUGUCCAGCUGCCAAGUCAUCGUCCACUGUCUGGCCGGCAUCUCCCGCUCUGCCACCAUCGCCAUCGCUUACAUCAUGAAGACCAUGGGCAUGUCCUCCGAUGAUGCCUACAGGUUCGUGAAGGACCGCCGCCCAUCCAUUUCGCCCAACUUUAACUUCCUGGGCCAGCUGCUGGAGUAUGAGCGCAGCUUGAAGCUGCUGGCUGCCCUGCAGGGUGACGGGGCGCCCCACCCGGGGACGCCCGAGCCCCUCCCGGGCCCUGCGGCCCCACUGCCGCCGCUGCCACCACCUACCUCAGAGAGCGCUGCCACCGGGAGCGCGGCGGCCAGCGCAGCCAGGGAGGGCGCGCCCGGCGCCAUCGGGGAGCUGCCCGCGCCUUCCGCAGCCCCGGCCACCAGCGCACUGCAACAGGGCCUGCGGGGCCUGCACCUCUCCUCCGACCGCCUCCAGGACACCAACCGCCUGAAGCGCUCCUUCUCGCUGGACAUCAAGUCGGCCUAUGCCCCCAGCCGGCGGCCCGACGACCCGGGGCCCCCAGACCCUGGGGAGGCCCCCAAGCUCUGCAAGUUGGACAGCCCGUCAGGGGGCGCCCUGGGCCUGCCCUCGCCGGUCCCCGACAGCCCAGACGCGGCGCCAGAGUCGCGCCCGCGCCUCCGCCGGCGGCCCCGGCCUCCAGCCGGCUCCCCGGCACGAUCCCCAGCGCACGGCCUCGGCCUGAACUUCGGCGAUGCCUCCCGGCAGACUCCGCGGCUCGGCCUCUCGGCCCUGUCGGCACCUGGGCUGCCUGGCCCCGGCCAGCCGGUCGGCCCCGGGAGCUGGGCGCCGCCGCUCGACUCUCCCGGCACGCCGUCGCCCGACGGGCCCUGGUGCUUCAGCCCCGAGGGCGCGCAGGGUGCCGGCGGUGAGCGGUUUGCCCCCUUCGGCCGGGCAGGCGCGCAGGGCGCAGGGGGCGGCGACCUGCGGCGUCGGGAGGCGGCAAGGGCCGAGGCCCGGGACGCGCGGACCGGCUGGGCUGCCAGCAUCUCUGUGACUUCGGUCUUGGAGCGUCCACUGGGUUCCUCUCCCUGGAAACAGCCCCUGCCCUGCCUGCAGACCUUCCCGUGGGGCCCGGGGCCCAUGGGCCGCAGCGGCUGGGGCACCUGCAGCGAGCGUGCCGCCCGUGGCCUCCGGCAGCCCCUGCGGCGGGGCUGA
Ailuropoda melanoleuca (giant panda) is the source of this 2041-nucleotide messenger RNA. It is a transcript of the gene DUSP8, whose product is annotated as dual specificity phosphatase 8. The record is from RefSeq and is a predicted model, not a curated record. Gene Ontology annotation, molecular function: MAP kinase tyrosine phosphatase activity; protein tyrosine/threonine phosphatase activity; MAP kinase tyrosine/serine/threonine phosphatase activity. The transcript is spliced from 9 exons. Bases 143 to 2041 code for a protein of 632 amino acids. Lineage: Eukaryota; Metazoa; Chordata; Mammalia; Carnivora; Ursidae. Gene Ontology annotation, biological process: negative regulation of MAPK cascade; peptidyl-tyrosine dephosphorylation. Gene Ontology annotation, cellular component: cytoplasm.